CAGUUGUCCGAGAAAUAGCGUGCUGAGCGGUCGCCAAUCGCGCACGAGUAUUAAAGAAGGAAAAAUUUACCAGAUACAUUACCACAUAGACCAGAGUGAAUUCCCCCGAAAAGAUCUUGAUAAAAGCAUACUGCAUAACGUAUAAAAACAAACAAAGGAAUUCUUGAAGCAUCUUAGCGCCAACGAUUGCGUUGGAAAUCUUCAUUCAUAAUUGCCUGAAGACGUUUAAUUGCAAUUAAUUCAUUGCAAAAUGAGUGACCUAGAGCACAUUACACUGGAUAUGGAUAAGCUGCCGCUGGGGAGUGAUACAACUUUGACAAGAAACAAAGAAAACGAAAACAAUCACAGAAACGGCGAUGCAAUGGACGCACGUAACAAUAUUCGAGUUCCCAGAGCAGUGCCCGAAACAGAUGACUCCGACAACGACGAUCGUCCCUUUGUUAAAGAUGGCAACGACAAUCCCGGAGUGGAUGACGGUCUGCUGGAGGAUGGCGAAAAGCGCAGGGGCGGAAGCGGAGGAGGCGGCGGUGUCAAUGUCCUCGUGCCCAACGGAGGCAGGCGACCCAGUUUCUCCUUUCCGGGGUAUAAUGGGCCCGGCUUUGUGACGAUCAACGGAGUCGAGACUCCCAUACCCGACGUGAAUGCCUACCAGCACAAGAAGACCCUGGCCCAGGGAAUGAUGGACCUGGCCCUGCUGUCUGCGAAUGCGAACCAGUUGCGAUAUGUCCUGGAGACGAGCUCGCAGCACCCUUACUUUUAUCCCAGCCUGCUGUUCAUCUCACUGAGCAUUAUAUUCCAGAUUGCUGUGGGCGUGGGCCUUAUACUGAAUGGCCAGUACAACAUCAAAAACGAGCACGAUAUCUGCCGGGCGAACAGAAUCAACAAUUAUACAGUCAUCGGCAUUUUUAUUGUCACGGUGGUCAAUGUUCUUAUAUCGGCCUUUACCGUCGCAGAUCCAGAUACUACGACCACUGUAGCUAUUCCCGGCACUGGCACAUAGAUGCUGAUCUAUAUUUUCAAUUAGAAUGUAGUAUUAUGAGCAUAUCGCAUCGUUAGGUAAUACUCACAGCCACACUCGUUCAGCCCUUGUUGAAAUUCACUAAGCGCCUCAUUUUUUAAAUAUAAAAAUAAAUUGUGAUAAAUUAAUAAAAUCGCACGAGCAUUUUACACUUUA
Messenger RNA from Drosophila biarmipes, 1174 nucleotides. RefSeq names its product ninjurin-A. Gene Ontology annotation, cellular component: membrane. The transcript is spliced from 4 exons. Gene Ontology annotation, biological process: cell adhesion; tissue regeneration. The record is from RefSeq and is a predicted model, not a curated record. The coding region runs from base 251 to 1000 and encodes 249 amino acids. NCBI's taxonomy places the organism in Eukaryota, Metazoa, Arthropoda, Insecta, Diptera, Drosophilidae.